CGUCAGAUCCGCAAGGCAUUUCGGGCUACUGGAGGCUGAUUCGCCCAAUAAUACAAACAACCCGCUGGACAUAGUGGAAUCGGGUGAACAUGGGAAAAGCCGCUUGCUUAUGAAUUAACAUACAUUCAGCCUCAAUGAAUGCAUGCUUUUAGAAUUUCCUCACUCUUUAGGGAAGUGUCAGUAAUUAAUUGCGCAUGAACUGGGAUAAAAUAUUCAGCACGCGUGUCAAAUAGCUAAUCCUGGAAUAGGAAACACAGCAACACUCCAGUAUGGCGGAGAGUAUGAUGAGUAAAGCAGCCACUAUGGAGAUUCCUAUUAACAGUAAUGGGGACUCUAGGAAUCUGGCAGAAGAUGACAGCCUGGAACAGGCUACAAAGAUUCAGUGGAGCUUAAGAGAGAAGGUAGGGAGUCCCGCAGCCCUCAGGGACUUGCAACAGGUCAUGGUGUCUGGGCCCAACCUAAAUGAAACCAGCAUCGUAUCAGGUGGUUAUGGAGGUACGACGGAAGGCAUUAUUCCAACCAGCUCUAUCAAAGGCCCUGCAAUCCAUCUUAACACUGACUUUCUAGGCAACAGACACAUUCCAAAUGAAGGGCAAGGGUCCAACAUGCAUCACACCAGUAGCAAUUCCUCCAUGACAGCAGAAGAGGCCACAAGAGGCGUUGCUGUGGAGAAAUUUGACAUCGUGAAGAAAUGGGGCCUGAACACAUACAAGUGCACCAAACAGAUGAUCUCUGAGAGGUUUGGCCGAGGCUCACGUACUGUGGAUUUGGAGCUGGAGGCUCAGAUCGAGGUUCUGCGGGAAACCAAACGGAAGUACGAGAGUGUGUUGCAUUUAGCGCGAGCGCUAACCAACCACUUUUACAGCAUGGUGCAGACGCAGCACGCCCUUGGAGACACAUUUGCCGACCUCAGUCAGAAGUCUCCAGAACUCCGGGAUGAGUUUGGAUACAAUGCAGAAACACAGAAGUUGUUGUGCAAGAAUGGAGAGACUCUGCUCGGUGCCAUCAACUUCUUUGUGUCCAGUAUCAACACACUGGUGAACAAAACGAUGGAAGACACACUGAUGACUAUCAAGAUGUAUGAGAAUGCCAGGCUAGAGUUUGAUGCGUACAGAGCAGAUCUAGAGGAGUUGAACUUGGGCCCGCGGGAUGCUGUUACCAUGGCUCGUAUCGAGGCUGCUCAGCAGCAGUACCAGAUCCAGAAGGACAAAUAUGAACGUCUUCGCAAUGAUGUCACCAUCAAGCUCAAGUUCCUGGAAGAAAAUAAGGUAAAAGUGAUGCACAAGCAACUUCUGCUGUUCCAUAAUGCCAUCUCUGCCUACUUUGCUGGAAACCAGCAGCAGUUGGAACAGACCCUCAAGCAGUUCAACAUUAAACUCAAACCACCAGGGGACGACAAACCGUCUUGGCUGGAAGAACAGUGAAAGUGCCCAUUCACCCCUGAUUUCCUGAUAUAUGUCUUUAGCCAAUCAGAGAAACACAGUAGGACCACAAGAGACCAGCAAUCUGAGAUGCUAGCAGAGACGGGGGUACAACAGAGCCUCUUUCCACUAACUCACUCUAUACUUCUCUUCCUUGAUUCUUCUCCUCUUAUUCUUGCUCUGAGACUGUCAAGUGUCUGAAUAGUCACCUCUGGUAUGUAACCAGUCCCAAAGUGUCCAAUCAAAUGUCAAAGAUAUCAGUUUAAGCUUCAUCCCUAUAAAUAUCAUUAAACCGACUGAAACAAUCCUUCUGAUAUGUCA
Molecule: messenger RNA, 1742 nt
Organism: Rhinichthys klamathensis goyatoka
Lineage: Eukaryota; Metazoa; Chordata; Actinopteri; Cypriniformes; Leuciscidae
Gene: arfip2b
Product: ADP-ribosylation factor interacting protein 2b
Exons: 10
Coding region: 270-1424 (384 amino acids)
Biological process (GO): intracellular protein transport; regulation of Arp2/3 complex-mediated actin nucleation
Cellular component (GO): trans-Golgi network membrane
Molecular function (GO): protein domain specific binding; phospholipid binding
Source: RefSeq, a predicted model, not a curated record